Messenger RNA from Wasmannia auropunctata (little fire ant), 1280 nucleotides. RefSeq names its product sorting nexin-16 (gene Snx16). The record is from RefSeq and is a predicted model, not a curated record. Gene Ontology annotation, biological process: endosome to lysosome transport; protein targeting to lysosome; early endosome to late endosome transport. The transcript has 5 exons. Gene Ontology annotation, molecular function: phosphatidylinositol binding. Gene Ontology annotation, cellular component: early endosome; extrinsic component of endosome membrane; late endosome. Lineage: Eukaryota; Metazoa; Arthropoda; Insecta; Hymenoptera; Formicidae. Bases 434 to 1180 code for a protein of 248 amino acids.
GCGCCUCUCAGGCUUCGCUCUGGCAGAUACAUGUGCACUGGCAGUGUUUUUUUAGCACAUCUGAUCUGUGUACACAUAAUUGUGCUUAUUUCUUUUUUUUUUUACGAUCUCAACUCAACUGCUUGCUGUUUCAAUAUAAUAAGAGAGAAACAAGAGAACAAAUUCCAAGACUUUUGAAGAUUUCUGAUUUUGCUUUGGCCUUGUUUUCCUCCGAAUUUUAAGUCUGCGAAUUAUUUGCAAACUUUCAAUAUGUCAAGUAAACGUGAGGAAAACCUGUCAAGGGAUUUGUUGACUAGUCGAUUGGUACAUUUAUAACAUUGCCAAUGCAAACAAUUAUGAUAUGUAUAAAAUAAUGAAAAAUGCAAUGAACGGAAUUGAGUGCUUCGCAUUAUAUUCUUAUGUGUUAAAAUAAUUCAGUUUUGUCCGAGUUAAAAUGUCCAAUUCAGAGGCUGGUGUGGGAUGCAUUAGUGAGGUAACACUCGCGAUUAGUAAAGCAAGAAAUUCUCAGGCAGGCACCGUGAGAGUUCUUGAUAGUCCCAACUCCGAUGGAUCUGGCCACUCAAAUUCAUUUACUGUACAACGAUUUAAUUACACCAAUGAUAACAAUACCAACUCGGAUAUUCUUCAGUCACCCCUCACCAGUGAUGACUUGAGAAUACCUAUUGUCGGUUAUGAGAUCAUGGAGGAAAGAGCUAGAUUUACAGUCUACAAACUUCGAGUUGAAUUGAAAAAUGGCGAUUGCUGGUUUGUGUUCCGGAGAUACACAGACUUUGUUCGAUUGCUAGCGCAAUUAAAACGACACAAAGUUCCUAUUGAUCACUUGGCUUUACCAAGGAAAAAAUGGCUUGGCGAUAAUUUUGCUCCAAGUUUUUUGGAAGAAAGGAUAUGUGGCCUUCAAACAUUUGUUAAUGGCAUAUUGGGUAGCCCACUUCUCAUAGGUGUUUCGUGUGUAAGAGAAUUCUUCUGUUUGGAUGAACCACCUAUUUUAUCUGAUACAGCGGAAGAAUCUAGAGCAAUAUUUGAAGCAUUGGAAGAUACAAUAUAUAAUUUGAGACAGCAACUGAGAGAACGCGAUGCAGCACUUGCGUCUGAAAAGGCUCUAUGUAAUGAAUUCCGUAAAAAGCUUCAUCAGAUAUUAAGUGAAAGACAAACCUGUUCGAAAUGUGGUGCAACUCAAUAGUAAUUUUAUAGACUGCAUCAUAAUAUUAGAUCUGUUAGAGAUUAAUAUGUACAAAUUUUAAAUCAUGCUGUUAUGAAAAAAAUACUAUAUAGCAUAAAAA